GGUCAGGAGUUGUGGUGGUGCAGUCCUAACAGUAUGUACCGUACCACCAUCGAUCAAUCUCAUCGCCGGUUGCCGGUCUUAGUGUUCGCAGCAGCGAUCAAUCUCAUCGCAUGUGCCCAGCCUUCAAUGUUGCUUCUGCUUUAUCAAUGUUUUUUGCAGGCAUCCCUCCGGAUCAGCAGCGCUUGAUCUUCGCGGGGAAGCAGCUGGAGGACGGGCGCACUGUGGCCAACUACAACAUCCAGAAGGAGUCGACGCUGCACCUGGUGCUCCGCCUGCGGGGCGGCAGCCGCGGCCAGUACAUCAUCAUGGACCCCAGCCUCCUGCAGCUCGCCCUCAAGUACAAGGAGAAGAAGAUGAUCUGACGCAAGUGCUACGCGCACCUCCCCCGCGGCACCACCAACUGUCGCAAGAAGAAGUGCGGCCACAGCAACGAGAUCAGGGCCAAGAAGAGGUUCCACAACAAGCACACCUUCUGAUGAAGAAGAAGAAGAAGAAGAAGAAGAAGAAAAAGAAGAAGAAGAAGAAGAAGAAGAAGAAGAAGGCCUAUCCGCCGUCGUCCAAUUUUGAAGCUCUUUCAUUCAAUUGCUAUAUUCAAUUUUGGAAUUGGUUGAAGAUUUUGGCCGGGCCAACGAUUUUUCAAAUCUAUCAGCAGCAACCGGCCUAUAAAGACGUAUCAAUCUCACGGUCCCCUCCCACCAUCU
This is a messenger RNA of Triticum aestivum (bread wheat), 701 nucleotides long. RefSeq names its product ubiquitin-60S ribosomal protein L40-1-like. NCBI's taxonomy places the organism in Eukaryota, Viridiplantae, Streptophyta, Magnoliopsida, Poales, Poaceae. The record is from RefSeq and is a predicted model, not a curated record. The transcript has a single exon. Gene Ontology annotation, molecular function: protein binding. The coding region runs from base 111 to 362 and encodes 83 amino acids.